GUUGGCUGGCUGAGCUUGCCGAGAGUCUCAAGACACUCACUCCGCACAGUCGCGCUGUAUAGUUGUUUCGAUUAGGACGUGUGGUUCGCUUAAGCGCACGUUACAGUUACGACGACGCGCAAUACCUACAAUAUGAAGUAUUCAACAAGUCGACUAAACAUUCUGUGCCUGCUGGGAUUGUGCCUACUGCUUUUUAAAACAGAACCCAUAGAGGCACAAAACAAAAGAACCUCACGCGUAACCAGCUCCCGCAGCUUCGGGACCAACGUCAAGACCGACAACUCCAAUUGCCCCAGCUUCGACUGCCCUGAGGAGUUCGGAUACUAUCCGCACCCAUCAGAUUGCACCCAAUACUACGUGUGCGUCUUUGGAGGAGCGCUGCUUGAAAGUUGCACUGGCGGGUUGAUGUACUCGCACGACCUACAGACCUGCGACUGGCCGCGAAACGUCGGCUGCGAGUUGGCGGACACAUCCUCCGAGCGCAACAUUGCACAAAGCCAGGUCCAGAGGCAAAGAGAACCCCAUGCACAGCACGUACCAAGCCGAAUACGCUUUGGAGCCGCUUUCAGCAGUCAGGGUGGCACACAGAAGACGGCCACGGUGCCGCCACAGUACCAUCGUUCUCCACCCCAGGUAAUACAGGCACAGGUGCAGAAUAUACCGCCUCCCCCACCGGAACUGCGAGUGUCGCCAAACCCGGUAAUCACGUCGCGUGGUCAACCAAAGCCGCUGAUCGACUCCCAGGAGGACAUUGCAAAGCUGUAUGCCGAUGCGCAGGAAUCGUUGCCGCCUGUGGAAGAAGAGGAGUCCGACCGUCAGCAGAGAGUGUAUCGAGGCCAACCCAGUACCGUUAGUCAAGUUCAACGCGAUCGCGAUGGUAUUAUUCACCAAGCUAGUAUCAAUUCUAUUCCUCAAACUGGAAAAAUCGGAUCUUACGCUUUUGGGACCGCCUAUAGCAAAAGCCUGCAGGACGACCAGACGCUCGAACUGUCCUACAACCGACUUGAUGAAAGUAGGCGACGCAAACGCCGCGACCUUAGUGCCCAGCCGACAAAAGUUACAGAAGAAAAAUAUCACAACGACACAAAUUGUUCAAGGGAAGUGUUGGAGCAUGCUAGCCCUACCGAGCUUUCCGUUUCUACUGAGACUUCAAAAACUUCACAAGAACGCUUAAACGAUGGUGCGCCGGCAAAUGGUAGGAUGCGUAAAUACUCUUCAAAAAUACGUCAGCUAAAAAGCGAGAACGCAAUGGAAUUCGACUACAAAGAAAUUCCUGGCGAAGACAGCCAGUUAAUGGAUGGAAAUGAAGACGAGGAUGAUGUGGCCACGGGUGAGUCGAAGAGACGACCACGCCAGCUGCGACCUAUUUCACAUACAUCACUGAAGUGGCCGGUACAAAACUACCGCGCCAUUGACUCACCCCCCCUCCCGCAGGUUUCUCAGCAAACGGGAUACAGCUUUGGAAGUUAUAAUCCAUACCUCACACCUCCCAAUACCAAUCCUGUCCACAAUCAACAGCCGUACGGCAACCCUAACUACAAUCAUCUACCCGGAUACCACUCAUACGUGCAUCAGCAACAUCAAUUGGCUUCUGCUGGGCCACUCUCUCAGAAAAAGCACAAAUUGCCUUAUACCGGAUACAAUCUUUCGUUGCCCCCACCGCCGCUGGAGGAUGACUUUCGUCCCAUAGCUGGUAGCUACUACGAAGCUGCCGGUGCUGCUCAAACUAGUCCUCGUUCGCCCAACAGCAAACAGCACCAUUCUAACGCUGGCGACCUGCUCCCUUAUCUGAUACAACAGUUGAAGGAGCUAAAAGAACAGCGCAAGCACCUUCAGAGUGAUAAUUUUGCGUACUUCCGUCUGGACAAUCAGCCAAUGAGUCCGGUACCCACUCAAGCAGUCACACCCGUACCCACAAUUAGCACCACUUACUACUCCCCAGUAGACGCGUCCAAGCUCUCACAACAGGUUACACCAAAUGGUCAAUACAGCACAAUGGGCGGAUUCUACAACAACCAAAAUCCGGGUAAAGCCUCCUUUAAUCCCAACUAUCCCGGGAAGUUGGUAUCCCAGUAUAGUAUCGCCUCUAACGGACAUGACAGCACGACGGAGAGCAACUACUUUCAGUACAACAUUGUUGCUAACCAGAAAAUGAAGGGUGUCUUUAGAACAGCUCCUCCAAACCAGAUCGGUCAUUCUGCAGUUAAAGUUCGGCCCCCAGUCACGCCGCUUCAGGUGACUCAGAAUAUUAACGUGGUAUCUGCCCCAAAUUUGACCUACAAAAUACCCAAUGGUCUGCAGCAAGCCCCAUUUGCUCUUCUUCCCGAAGGCAUUAGCUACGCCAGCAACAGCACCAUUCCAGAAUCCUACCAAACUUUCACUAAAUCUGUCAGCACAUCAGCAACAGUGCUUUCCGAUGUGCCUACUACAACGCCUAAGUCAAAACUGACAAACUUUCAGUUUAACAUCAACGAGUUCAUGGCCAAUCUUAAGGAAAGCGAUUUGUCCAGUGUCAACCCGGCUGUUAAUCCGUUGAUAAAAUAUUUCAAAGAGCUUAGUACUGACAAAAACGGAAAUAUAAAUUUACCCAAUCCGCUGGUUAAUCGUCGCCCCGUAACUGGGAGUACCAGCACCUUGAACAGCACAGCUACGACCACCCAGGUAGACAUCACGCCGAACACACCCGCGUACAAAAAACGCAUAAAACCCGAUCCGACACUUCCCACGCAGAGCACUCCGACUCCCAUAAGGACACUGAAAGGCUACGAACAUUUUAUUAAGGGCAUACAGAAUCAACUCAACUCGCGGAACUCUAGCCAAAGCACUGUCUACAACACAUCAACCACUUUAAUACGAAUGCCAACCACCACGACCAUCAAGAGUGUCGAUUAUUAUGACGAGGAUUACGAAGAGGAUGAAGACAUAUUGCCUCCGUCUCAAAUGCCCCCUUAUAUGCCAGUGUCCGAGACCAUGGCCCCUCCCCGCCGACAUUUAGCUACAGCAAGGCCCAAUACUGAAUCGCCAGGAAAAGUUCCAGCCAGUUUCCAGACGGGUUUUCUGGAGGCAACAACAACUCGACGCCCGUUUCCCACCUUCACCCAGGUGAAUCAAGCCGGUGCUGAGGCCGACGUGCCCUCAUUCAUUAGCUUUCCUAGUGACAUCUUCCAAGAACUAAAGCAGCGGCUGCCCAAGCUCCCGGAACCAAACGCCCCACAAUCCAGUACCAAAGUAUUCACAACUCCACGCAGUGUGCGCCCAACCUCCCAUCCAAGGCCUAUCUCCUCCAGUACAGAACAGCAGUCAACUCGCGUGCGUUAUACAACUAUCCGACCAGGCAUAAGAGGACAACAAAAAUGGAAGACGACGUCACCAGUCCAAGAACAAAAGGAAAUAAAUAAUCAUACCGAAAACAGUGCCGUUGUCUUAAACUCAAGCAAGCAGAGCAACCCGGGCGGCCUUCCACUAAACUCAAUACAUGCCGGCUCAAGCCCAGAAAGACACAGGGAUCUAGAGUACCAUCAGCAACAGUCACAGGAGCAGCAGAAACCACCUACGCCGCAGUAUCAGUCGGCAGUUCGCCAACAGCAGGCCCAACCAACCUACCGUCCCUUAGAGCUCCCCGCCACUCCGAAGCCCCCCCCUUACGAAAACCAGCCAGCGUACAAUACAGACUACGAUGAGGAUAUUAAUGGUCAGAUUGAACAGGAUAAUGCGUACGAUCAGCCAACACGUUCUCCUCAAAGGGCAGAACAUGUGGCCAUACAAAAACUGGAUACCCGAGCCAGCCACUCGAGCACUGUCACUCUAACAACGACAGCAUCCCCACCGGAAGUACUCACAUACUACGAAACGCUGACCACACCCUAUGCUCCGAAGCGCGGGUCUAGCGACUACGCCUAUGGGUCGGCAGAAGACAAUGACCAGAGGGAUCGUUUACUAACCGAAGUCAAGUCUAGGCCCCAUACCGGUAGCGAAGACUUUGACCUAAUUGCGAAUGUUGUGGGUCAUACCGACAAGGACACCGCGACUCCACCAACACGAUCGCAAAAAACGAAAUCGACACCGCCACAUAACGGAAGCCAGAAGCCAGGAAGGAGUUCCAACACCACAACACAUGCUGUUACGUUCACGCAGUCCUCAACAAUAACAACCACAUCCACAUUUCCUCCAACGACAACAAAAAAACUUACAAGCUCGAAAGCGCGUGCAAAUAAGCCAUAUAAACAACAUAUUCCCGACAAGUCAAAAACAACCACAAAAGCUUCCAGUACCUCUCACACGACCGCGACCAGAUCCACACCUUUUCCUAAUCACCUUACUUAUAAUUCAAAUCCUUUUCUCCAAUCAAAACUACAACAAGUUGCUAAGUCGUUGGCAAGAGUUGUGCAAAGCAGUCAGCCUAGGAUAAAUUUCACCGAUUACCCACAAGCUCAAAACCUUUCAAACUCGCCCCAACAGUCCACAAGUUCGGAAUCAGUUCCAGACCAAGAUUCAGCUCGAAUUACUUCCCUAAUUCCCCCGCCCACCACCACGCAAAGGCCCCUGGUAAAGGACAACUCCGGUAAUAGCAGCCCGGACAACGUUGAAAGUGCCUUUGAAAAGAGUCAUACAAUUAAUCAGACGGUUGAUCCGCCGAAGAGUCGCUCCUUUGAAACCACUACAUCGUCAAAGUUCCUAGAUUUUAUUAAUGCCGCAGCGUAUGGUACAAGCCCGAGUGGCAUUCGGCUGAAUGAAGUGCCAGAUAAUCUUGUUAACAGGGAUAUUCCUUUUCGAGAAAAUGACAACUCGUUCGAUUCGAGCUCACGGAACACAGAACCACAGUCCAAACGUUUUCAGAAAUACGUAGAUUCUGAUGUACCUCCACAAAGUUUCAAAGUUCCCACAAAGGGUGUAAUGAGAGCACCAACGGAAGAAAUGGAAAGCACAAGCACAACACGACCAAGUAAACCCCUACAAUAUAGUCUUCAAAGUGGAUCAAAAGGUUUUAGUUUGCAUAUGGAGCCAAUGAUCACAAAGACGAAGAGUUUUUCCACCAGCACAACCACAACAAGCCCAACAACAUUGGCUGACUUAUUUCAGAAGUUCGUCGACAUCAAACCUACAACAUACGCUCCACCACUUCUCAUUUGGCGUAGUGGAAGGCCCAUCAUUCAAGAAGCACUUUAUAGACCAACAGUCGCAACUUUCAGCACAUCUACUAGUGUUACCACAACUACAUCUCCUCCUACAACUUCUAAAAAUGUAGCUGAGUCUAGCAGCACUACCAGAGACAUUACAACAUCAAAAUCUGCUGCGCAGCCUAGCCGAGAACAGGAUUUUCUACCAAGAGCGGGUUAUUUGCCCCGUUCCAAUUACUUUAGGGAAAGUCCGAAUCGAGUAACAGCCAACCCUGCUAUGCAUUUUGUCUCACCGUACAAGAGCCUAGAGAACUUGCUUCAUGAAGAUCGCCAGCACCACCAUCAUCAACUACGGACCACAACCAGACCCCGGUACACAAACGCUCCUGCCUUUUCGGAGUUCCUCCAGACUACGGCAAAGUCACGAAAGAAUCUUUUUAUGAUGGCGUCUGUUAGAAACUCUAGUAAAGAUGUUUUGGCCACGAUGGAGACAGGAAACGCACGCAACUUUAGUGUCAGCGACGCUAUACUAAGCACAUUCAGUCCUCAGCGUCCUGCUCCAAGUAUGCUGCGAACCACUACCACGACUACAACAACUACUACCAUGAAACCACCUCCUAUAGAAAUUACGUCGACUGAAGAUUCAACAACCGUUUCCGCCAUAAUCGCUUCCUCUGCCAUCCACAUAUCACAGUCCCCAAAGCCUGCCCGUGGGCGCUCUCGAUACACGGCGGCCACAUUAAACAGUCUCGGGGACAGCGGGGACGAGCCCACGACUUAUGCACCCAAGCUUAGAUUGCUCGGAGGAUAUGAUCCCAUUCCGCUGCCUAAAACCAAGCCCCAACGAGUACAAGUGAUCGGCAAUCAGAGGUCUUUGUUAAGUGGGCCAACAGCUAAGCCACAUGAAAAGUACAGGGCAUUAGAGGACACAUUUCAAGCCAAAGAUCUCUCCAUUGGCUCCAAAAAUGUACUAAGCAAGUCGCUUAAACAUAAACCAAUCGAAAAUGAAGCCAGCGUUUCGGACGAGCCAAGAGCCGAGGCUUUAAUAAGCAAGCCUUUGGAGGACAGGCAACUAAAUGGCAUUAACGAAAAAGAAACUGCAAUAGAUUACAGCUCCACCGAACACGUGGUGGCAAUAACAGAACGUCCAACUGUCAAGUUCCUUUACUCUAACAAAUACCGACAGCAAACGGCGGAGCACACACUAGCAGAUAGUCUUCAAAACUCCGGCUACAUAACAUCGCCUAACGGAUCGUCACAGAAGUUCAGAUCCCCCAACGUCCUUGAGCAACUGAGGCAAUUUCUUUCCGGCAGUGACAGCAACAGCAAUAGCGAUGAGAGUGGGAAUUCCCAAUUCGUUAAUGAGUAUUCACUCCCCGAAUUAAGGUCCGCUAUCGGUGAAAUCAAGAAACUUUACUUACCCACCGACCGGCCAGUAACGACCACUUUAAAAUCUAGCACGACGACGUUGCAUCCUAAUACCACGCCUAUUGCCACACUAUUUCCAAUCCGAACCAAGGGACUAUCCGUUUUACCGUCUUUUAACAUCGUGACCACUAAUUCCACUUUAACAGAAAGAACAACGUCAAGCACUCCUGAUUUUAGUAUCCCUAGAACCCUCAAAACCCCUCCAGUUUCUCUAACUACCGUCCCCACUAUUCCCACUGGUACAGCUACACCCUCCUCAUUUGCACCGCACACUGCGCGCGCUUCGAGGGUGAAUAAUGAUAUUAAGUCGUCGAUUGCUGCCGCUGCCCUAGGCCCUAGCACCUCAACCUAUCAGCCAUCAGUGUCAGCGGGUAAAACCCAAAAGUUCCAAAUCGGCUUCGCUACCAACAAUAAAAAUCACCAACUCCAAAAAACCGGCAUCAACCAUAAUGGCCCCGCAGCCUCAGCCUCCGUGAAGUGCUCCGAUAGCACACUAAACGCCAAAUGCAACGAAAUCUCUUCAAGAAACAACAACAGGAACCGGGGCAGUGCCAUGUACAGUAAUCAGGAUCGAGACUUGAUAUCCACUCCCAACCGCGGAACUCAUCCUCCACGAACGCGGCCAACGCUUAAGCCAUCGGGAAUAAUUGUAUCAAAGGCUCAAGAGUUUGUGGAUAUAUACCGUUACCCACCGUCCCGCCCUGACCCAAUUUACCCACAGCCUACGCCAGAUAAAACGGCAGCCAAAUGCCGAAAGGACGUAUGCCUUUUGCCUGACUGCUAUUGCGGAGGAAAGGAUAUUCCUGGCGAGCUACCUGCUGAAAGCAUUCCUCAGAUCGUUCUCUUGACCUUUGACGAUUCCGUUAAUGACCUAAACAAGCAGUUGUACACGGAUCUUUUUGAGAAAGGUCGCGUCAAUCCAAACGGCUGUCCCAUCACAGCCACUUUUUACGUUUCCCACGAGUGGACUGACUACAGUCAAGUGCAGAAUCUUUACGCCGAUGGACAUGAAAUGGCUUCGCAUACAGUUUCUCACAGCUUUGGCGAGCAGUUCUCCCAGAAGAAGUGGACUCGUGAAAUUGCCGGACAGCGUGAGAUCCUUGCUGCGUACGGCGGUGUCAAGAUGUCGGAUGUUCGAGGCAUGCGUGCUCCUUUCCUGUCGGUGGGCGGAAACAAAAUGUACAAAAUGCUGUACGACUCAAACUUCACUUACGACUCUUCCAUGCCUGUCUACGAGAACCGACCACCCUCCUGGCCCUACACGCUCGACUACAAGAUAUUCCACGACUGCAUGAUUCCGCCUUGCCCGACCCGUUCUUAUCCUGGGGUUUGGCAGGUACCCAUGGUCAUGUGGCAGGACCUUAACGGAGGCCGCUGUUCUAUGGGCGAUGCCUGUUCCAACCCCAGUGAUGCAGAUGGAGUGACAAAAAUGAUUAUGAAGAACUUUGAACGUCAUUACACUACAAACAGAGCACCAUUUGGCUUGUUUUACCACGCUGCAUGGUUUACCCAGCCCCAUCACAAAGAGGGCUUUAUUAAAUUUCUCGAUGCCAUCAAUGCAAUGCAAGAUGUGUGGAUUAUAACCAACUGGCAAGCACUACAAUGGGUGCGAGACCCUACACCGAUAUCACGCAUCAACUCAUUCCAACCAUUUCAGUGCGAUUAUUCGGAUCGGCCCAAACGCUGCAACAACCCAAAAGUGUGUAAUUUGUGGCACAAGUCCGGCGUCCGGUACAUGAAAACGUGUCAGCCAUGCCCCGACAUUUACCCCUGGACUGGAAAAUCUGGAAUCCGAUCUUCCCGAAUCGAUAAUGAAGUUGAAGAGCCCGCGGCGUAAGACUGGAAAUCGAUAGUCUCGCGUUGACCAUUUGCGGAUGGACCAUCAAUAGGCAAUAGGGAGACCUGACAAUCCAAGAUACUGAAAUAUAAAAGCGCUAAACAUUUGAGCUCAAAAUACGGAGUUCACUCGUUAAAAUGUUUUCUAACAAUUUCAUAAUUUUAGCAAAUUCUUUAAAAGGAGCCUAGUUAAAUUUUUGCAGCAUGUUAAUACAAAUUAUUUAUUCCCUUUUGCACACUCCAUACCAUUCUGUAUAUUCCUAUAGAUAUUUACAAUACAUUGAUUAUUCUCCAAGUUGCACACGCAAUCGCUGCACGACCCUUGUAAACGUAAAUCAAUUAGGCAUAGAACCGUAUUCUAAUAAGUACUAAUAAAAGGCGUAAUUGGUGCACCGAGUCUUUGAAAAUAAUAAAAUUACAAGUAUGAUUUGGAUGCAUCAAGUCCACAAACCAAGAGCGCAUUUAGGUAUUAGGCUAAUUUAAUUUUUUGUUUACAUGUGAUAAAGAGAUACAGCUGAAUUUAUGUAUUAUUAGAUUGGCACAAGCCUUCCCUUUCACCACUUAAACUGCGUACUUUUAAUUAAAAUAUUGUCAAAGCCAAAUUGGUAUUGGGUUUGGGUGCAUUAAAAUUAACCAGUGCGGUUUCAAGUUUAAGUUAUUUUAUUAGCGUGAGAUAAAAAUAUCGAACGCUAAAUUUGUUUAAUCGUAAUGAAUUAUUUUUGAAAUUAAAAGCGUUUAAAAGUUCAACAAUAACUUUAUAUCCUUAGUCCUAACUAAUGGAUACGCAAAGGCAGUCGAUUGAAGAAAAUACAAAACGCGAAAAAGGGUAGAUAAGUUGAUUUCCAGAAUUGAAACGGUCUCUGCAAAUUAAAUUAUUGUAUUUAGUUAAAUGAAACGACAUACACGCCUGUCGAUAACCAUUCAAUAAUAUGCGAAAGUAUUAAGAAGAUUUCACAUCCAACAAUUAAACAUGGUGAUUAAAGAGUGCAAGCGAGAUAACUAUUAGGGCACACAAAAAAUAGAAAACUAAACUUAAUGGGCAGGCGCGAAAAAUAAAAAAAUUAGAAAUGAGAGUGAAUUGAAUAUUCUGUGCUAGAUUUUGUAACAAUAUAAAUGUAACAAUAAAAUGUAAUAUUAAAAUUUUAA
Drosophila sechellia is the source of this 9527-nucleotide messenger RNA. It is a transcript of the gene Cda5, whose product is annotated as Chitin deacetylase-like 5. Gene Ontology annotation, molecular function: chitin binding; hydrolase activity, acting on carbon-nitrogen (but not peptide) bonds. Gene Ontology annotation, cellular component: extracellular region. The transcript is spliced from 15 exons. Gene Ontology annotation, biological process: carbohydrate metabolic process. The record is from RefSeq and is a predicted model, not a curated record. Lineage: Eukaryota; Metazoa; Arthropoda; Insecta; Diptera; Drosophilidae. Bases 133 to 8382 code for a protein of 2749 amino acids.